GCCAUGGGCGCCCUGACCAGCCGGCAGCAGGCGGCCGUGGAGGAGGUGGACAUCCCCUGCGGCUCCGUCUACCGCUACCCGCCCAAGUCCGGAAGCUACUUUGCCAGCCACUUCAUCAUGGGAGGAGAGAGGUUCGACGCCACCCAGCCCGAAGGCUACUUGUUCGGCGAGAACAGCGAUCUGAAUUUUUUGGGGAACCGGCCAGUGGCGUUUCCGUACGCCGCCCCACCUCCCCAGGAGCCAGUCAAGACCCUCCGGAGUUUAAUCAACGUCAGAAAGGACACGCUGAGGUUGGUCAGGUGUCCCGAAGAAGCGAAGACCCCCGGGGAGGAGGCGAACAAAGCCAAGGUCCAGUACAACGUGGAGUUCACGUUUGACACCGACGCCCGGGUGGCCAUCACCAUUUAUUACCAAGCCACAGAGGAGUUUCAGAACGGCAUAGCCAGCUACGUCCCCAAAGAUAACAGCCUGCAGUCGGAGACCGUCCACUACAAGCGCGGGGUGUGCCAGCAGUUCGAGCUGCCGUCUCACACCGUCGACCCUUCUCAGUGGGCCGAAGACGAGUUGGGCUUUGAUCUGGAUCGAGAAGUUUUCCCGCUGGUGGUUCACGCCGUGGUGGACGAAGGAGAAGAGCAUUUUGGCCACUCCCACGUGCUUCUGGCCACUUUUGAAAAGCACACAGACGGCACUUUCUGCGUGAAGCCCCUCAAACAGAAACAAGUGGUGGACGGGGUCAGCUACCUCCUCCAGGAGAUCUACGGGAUCGAAAACAAGUACAACACACAGGACUCGAAGGUAGCUGAGGACGAAGUGAGCGACAACAGUGCCGAAUGCGUGGUCUGCCUCUCGGACGUCCGGGACACCCUGAUCCUGCCCUGCCGUCACCUCUGCCUCUGUAACACCUGUGCUGACACCCUGCGUUACCAGGCCAACAACUGCCCCAUCUGCCGACUGCCUUUCCGGGCCUUGCUCCAGAUCCGGGCCAUGAGGAAGAACCUGGGACCAUUGUCCCCCACCGGCUUCAACCCCAUCAUCUCCGCCCAGACCUCCGACUCCGAGGAGCACUCGUCUUCGGAACACAUCCCCCCGGGCUACGAGGUGGUGUCCUUGCUGGAGGCCUUGAACGGACCCCUGACCCCGGCCCCGGCCCCGGCCCCGGCCCCGGCCCCGGCCCCGCUCCCCAGCCUGGCGGAUGGCCACCUGGCAGGGAUGCUGCCCUCGUACGGCAGCGAUGGCCACCUGCCGCCCGUCCGGACUCUCUCGCCGCUGGACCGCCUGCCGGACAGCGGCGGCCCGGGCCUCAAGCUCAAGAAGAGCCUGUCCAUGUCCACCUCCCAGAACUCGUCCGUCUUGCACGAAGAGGAAAACGAACAGUCCUGCAGCGAGUCCGAAUCCUGCCUCUCCCAGAGGAGGUCCCCUCGGCAGCACGGAGAGGAGCGAGGCGUCACCCCGGAGAGUGAGAAUCUCACCUUGUCUUCAUCGGGGGCCAUCGACCCGUCAUCCUGCACCGGGACGCCCCUCUCCUCCACCAUCUCCUCCCCGGAAGACCCGGUGAGCAGCAGCCUGGGCCAGUCGGUCAUGUCCAUGGCUUCAUCCCAGAGCCAGCACUCACAACUCAGCACCGACACUGUCUCCUCCAUGUCCGGUUCCUACAUCGCUCCCGGCCCCAGAGGGGAGGCAGAUGCCAUCCCGUCUCCCCUGGCUGCCAGUGGGGCCCCGUCGGAGGAGGAAGAGCUGACCCCAGUGGAGUCCCCAGAUGUCAACUUCCUUGGUGUGCGCCCCGAGGAACGGGAUGCAGAGGGGAAUGAUGUCUUAGAGGAAGAGGAUACAUCUUCCACCCAGGAGGACGGCCAGAGGACAGGCUCAUUCCUAAGUAUGGAGUGUGACAAUAACAAUGACAUCGCCAGUGAGAAAGGUUUGGACAAUAAGCUGGGCUCUGAUGUCUGUUUACCCGCAGCGGUGCCGGAGUCCUGCCCCGUAAACAUUGACGAAUAGGAUGCUGGCGGCCAUUGUGGAUGCCGUGGACCACAGGGACGCCCAGGGCCCUGCCCGCUGGCCCUCAGCCUGGUAGACCCUGGUCAAAGGCCCCUUGGGAGGGGCUCUGAGGCUGCCUCCGGGGUCCUAGGGCUCUCUCCUCCCGCCCUUCCUGUCCCAGGGCUCUAGCUCCUUCCCAGGGUCUUCCCCGGACCCCACCUUUCUGGGGAUCCCCACCUGGGUCCACUUUUGAUAUUCCCUUAUCUCAAGGCACCCAGUUCCACCCCCUCCCGGUUCCCAGCUUGGCCCAGAUUGGUGGAGUUGAACCCCUGGAGGUGAACCUCAGCCCUUCUAGGGGGCUGGAGGUGGGGGGGUUCUCAUUUUUCCUCUCCUCCCUCCUCCAUGCCCUGGCAGGAGCUGCUGGAGGCCUUCCGUGUUUCUGUACUUCGAGAUUCUGUACUUCCCUCUGCCCGUAGCCCUCGGCUCAGGCUCAAACUCCAUCAGAUCAGCCCGGGCUGGGGGUCCCUGGCCUCCGUGCCCCCCGCCGGUCCCCAGGACUCCCCCAGAGGAGCAAUGUGCAGGGAAACUUUAUCUUUCUGGAAGCGUAGAGGCCGGUGUCUCCUCACCUUUCCACUGCUGCGGCCUCUGCGGGUGACCGGGCCUCCAUCUAGGGGGUAGAGAACACCGGCCAUCUCCAACCAGAACUCCGGAAAAAUGACUUGGCGCAAAACCGACAGGAAAAGCAUUGAUUCCAGCCAGGAGGCGGUACCUAAUGUGCUCUUGGGUUUCUGCUUCCUUGACUCGUUGGUCGCAGUUGUGGUAAGGGGAUUCCCAGGGCCUGUGAGCCGGUAACAGGAGCUGUGUUUAGCAUGUGGGAGGGUGUCUGUGCCCCCCUCAAGCUAUGACGACUGUCACGCUAAGGGGGGCUGUGCACCCCGAGAAUGGUAUAUGUUUACCUUGCAGAUACCUCCCUCCGCCUUGGUGUUCUGGGAGCCCCGGGGCCCAGAAUCAACCUGGAUAUGGGUUCUCUGCAAGGGCACAGCCUGAGGGAGAGCUUCCAGCUGGAUUUCCCUCUGAUCUCCAACCUCCACCCACCCGAGUCCCUGGCAUCCAGGUCUCCCCCACCCUCCAAAGCUCUUCGAGUGGUGAGAUAUAGCCAAGCAAUAAUGUGGGCCUGGUCUCCAGCCCCUGCGGCAGCAGUGAGUGUGAGCGGGGACCCCCCCCACCCCCACCAACCCUCACCAUCAGCUUUCAGGCAAGAAAGGGGGCCAGAGACAGAGCUAAAGCCCCCAGGAUACUGAAAGGAGGUCAAAGCUCCCCACCCCCAGUCAAGGCUGGUUGUCUUGUUAUAAGUUGUCUGGUUUACCUCCUUUGUCAGCAGGAGGAUUUAGGGAAGGAAACUAGGGCCCCGAUAACAGCCCAUAAUGACCCUCGCCUCAUUUUCAGAUACCCCCACCCCACUUCUUCCACCAUACGUACGUAC
Molecule: messenger RNA, 3457 nt
Organism: Tachyglossus aculeatus (Australian echidna)
Lineage: Eukaryota; Metazoa; Chordata; Mammalia; Monotremata; Tachyglossidae
Gene: RNF157
Product: ring finger protein 157
Exons: 20
Coding region: 4-1995 (663 amino acids)
Biological process (GO): protein ubiquitination
Cellular component (GO): cytoplasm
Molecular function (GO): ubiquitin protein ligase activity
Source: RefSeq, a predicted model, not a curated record